Molecule: messenger RNA, 2278 nt
Organism: Exophiala dermatitidis NIH/UT8656
Lineage: Eukaryota; Fungi; Ascomycota; Eurotiomycetes; Chaetothyriales; Herpotrichiellaceae
Exons: 2
Coding region: 1286-2044 (252 amino acids)
Source: RefSeq, a predicted model, not a curated record
GAGGUUUGCCCUAUUUUGUUGCGGUCGACUCGGAGUCGAAAUCCCCUUCCUUCAUAUCUUCACCGGACACCCGCGGAGGGCAGCAGUUCGGCCACUUUAUACCUUGGUAGGUAGGUCUGCUUCGUGCUUCUACGAGUUGGUGCAUGCUCUUCAGUUCUUUCGUCCAUCUGGGUCUGUCCUGAACUCGGCAUGGUAAUCAGGCGGCUUUGGCCAGGGUUCAUGAAACUACCCGGUGGAUGGAGCCAGUGUCAGGAGAUCCGCAUAUCACCAUGAUUACUGCAACCAAAAUUGAAGAGCACCACGCAGGAUCAGUCCUCCCUCGGAUUGAUGUUCCGUGUCAUUGGACUCCACCCACUUCCUGGGCAUACUCAUUCAAGGAGUUCAUUACAACUCAAUCGUCAUAUUCUAAACCGAGGCCCUUGUCCAACCAUCUCUUCAUUUCCCAAUAUGGGCUAUAAAUACUGUCCAGACAUUACAAGCAGACAGCUCGAGAUGAUCAGGAAAGUCACAGAGGCCAUGGAGGUGUUUCCUCAAACGAAUCGAGCGUUCUGAUGCAAAUUGACUAUGAACGAUGCUCACCAUGGCACUUGGGCUGAAAUUGACCUGAUCCAUAUGCAAACAGAAGUCUGCUGUUCCUAAGGGGGAAUGAUCCUUCGGUUUGUAGGGCUGAUGGCACGGUGCCUUCUUUUAAACCCUAUUCUGCCGUCACGUUCUGUCUUCAGACUGCCCCUUGUCCACAGUCAACUCGCUUGUGUCAAUGCAGUGGCUCUCCCCUUCCUUUCUGGGACCGGAAUUUGCCAAAAUGCAAAUCUUCACUGUUCUCCUGUCGCAUCCGGUGAGUUAUGGUGAUAAGCUCCCGCUUCAUUUCAGACACGGACUAUUACACGGUCCACGGUACAGGUCAUGAGCAGGAGCCUUUUUUUGGUGGACGCUCCAUAUGCAUAGUCACUGUUUGGACGUCUUCAUCCUCGAAAACCGCUGGGGAGAUGCUCAGCUCAGCCUCCAAGGAUGACCAUUCAUGUCCAACAACCGGUUACGAUCAGCUCGCUUCUCUUCUGCCGGCAGGACCCUCACGCCGCACCCCAGUUACGUCGGCAACAGUUCAGUUUAUGGACGUGAAUAGGAACGAAGUGAAGUUAUUCCAUGCGCAUACCGGAGGACCGUCGUCUAUAAAGUCGGAGUGAGAGAACGAUAUUCUACGUUUCUGGAUGAUUCUCUUCUUACCGUCUGAAACAUUCAUUUUGAACGCAGCACUACAACACAUUCAGUCUAUAGUGAGCCCACAAUGCAGCUACAGUCCACUAUCAAGUUGGUUCUGUUAUUGGCUAUACAGCUCUAUUUGGCCGAUGCAGCCCCUCAGGUCGUCGGAGCCUCGAAUUCAACCUUACGAUACGAGGCAGGCAGCAUCAAUACCAUCGCAGGAUCCAUGGUCUCGGAUCCAAAAGGGAUCUUUCAACUGGGAGACGAUGGCGUUCUUCGAUCGUACGACGGCGAUGGCACAGUCAUUGACUGGCGUCAACUGGAUCCCGACCAGAUUAAGCGAGCUUAUGAUGCACACAACAAUCGUGGCGGCCAGUUCCUGAGACGAAGCCCGCAGAACAUCGUGGACGGUAGGGACGUUGUCGAUAUCGACCAGAUUUUGAGGCCUCGUCAGAAUAUCCUCGACUCCGAAUUCGGCACCAGUCCCGUCUCGUCCAGCGAAGAUUCGACAGACGGAGAGGAAGUUGUCAAUGCCGACCAACAUUUGAGGCGUCGUCAGGUCGUCCGCAACGGAUUCGGGUCAACAGACGAAGGGGAGGUUGUCGAUGUCGAUCACCGUCUAAGACGUCGUCAGAAUAUCUUCCCCUCCGAAUCCGGCAGCAUUUCCACCCCGCCCGGCGAGGAAUCGACCGACGGGCCAGAGGAUCCUCCAUGCCGCGUUCUAUUGUGUAUCAACAACGAAGACUGCAGGACGAAGCCCCUUGGACACAUGUGCGCUUUCUGCGGGCAGUAUGACCUCGAGUACCCAGGCUUAGGGUUUUGUGAGCCCGCCGGCAGGGGUUGAGGCCGCUGGUGGUGUGAGCCGGGCCUCACCUAUUAAGUAGCAGGAAAGCUGGCCAUGACUCUGUAUACGGCAAGGUAGUCAUGAAAAUCGUCGAAGUCUUGGAAGUCCCUUUAUUACUGGAUGGAAGCAUACUUUGAAAGACCCUCACCGUGUGACACAAUACCAAGAAACUCGUGGUCACGCAGUAGUUGCUUGAUCAACAUACAUGUCUAGGUAUACAUACCUUAACCGCUG